GUUACCUAAAUUUUAGGUUAAAAUUAUUAAUAAAUUAAUUAUGUCUCCGCAUAAAUUGAAAAAAGAAAAAAAACAUGGUCCAAAACAACUUGGGUCUACAAUAAAGAAGAAAUCAAAAGAAAAAUGUGAUACAGCACAGGAACAAUAUGAUAUGUGGCGAACGGAUGUGUAUGAUAAAUACAAUGCCCUUAAAAAAACUGAUAUCCUCCAUAGUAUAGAUUCCCUUAAAAAAAUUAGGAUACGCAAAAAGUAUAGUCGAGUUAAUGAUUGCAAAAGGAACAUAGAAACGGAGUCAGAUGAUACCAUGUGGCAUAAACCGGGUUAUAUUUUAAACCAUAUACGACAAUCUAUACUAAAACGAGAUUGGGUUUUAGUAAAAAAAUUAACCUUGUUAUUAUCCUCGAAUGAAAAAUUUGAUUGUUAUGUAAAAGAGGUGACUUUUUUGUUAGCAUUAAUGGCUAGUGAUUAUGAUAAAAGGAUUUUAGAUGAAUUAAAACUGUGCUUUUGUUCAAUGGGAAAAGCUAGGGAGGUUAGUGAAAAUCCCUAUGAUAUUUGGUAUGUGGAGAAUAUUUAAAAAAUAAAUUGUUUUCGUCAAU
This is a messenger RNA of Onthophagus taurus, 596 nucleotides long. NCBI's taxonomy places the organism in Eukaryota, Metazoa, Arthropoda, Insecta, Coleoptera, Scarabaeidae. The record is from RefSeq and is a predicted model, not a curated record.